UCACCUAACAUAGUCUAUAAUAGUUUCAAUUCACCUAAUAUAGCCUAAAAACGCUUAAGUUCACCUAAAAUAGCUUAAAAUCACAUAAUGUAGCUUAAAAAGGCUUAAAUUCACCUAGAAUUGUCCAAAAUAGCCUAAAAUAGCCUAAAAUUGCUUAAUUUCACCUAAAAUUGCCUAAAUACUCACUUUUUACUUAUUGUAGAUGACUUGGCAGCCAUAUUCAGAGACGGUACUUGGUUUACUACCCGAGAUUUGUAGAUGUGAUAGAGAUAUAUGGCGCUCAGUUGUACCGUUGAUUUGCUUUGACAUUGUUGAGUACCACUACCCAAAUAAAGUGAUGCGUCAGUUUGGAUUGGAACAGUCAGUUCCCGUUGCGUGUGACACGAGUGUUGAUCUUCAUAAUGUGGAUCGACGGCAUAAAAACAAGAAGUUUGAAGAGAUGCAUCGCAAAUAUGUGGAGGAGUGGCGUGAUCGUGAGAGUCGGAUUGUUCAAGGCACUCCUUUUGCCGGUCAUCGUGAGAGGAUGAAGGAGUAUAUGGAUUGGUAUUGUAGCAUCACGAGACUCCUCAUUACUCCUGUUACACGAUCACCCCCCACCACUCAUUAUCAGCCGUCUUCCUCUGAUAUUAUUUUGUCACAUGCAUUGGCUGAUCUUGCCUCAAGAUGCACUCGAGCUGUGGAUUCUGCGUUAGAGUUACCUCCCAGUUUGGCCUUCCUCUCACUCUUGAUACGUUACGCAAUUUGAGUUCCUCUUGCAUUGAGACCUUAUCAAGAGUGGGGCAAGAACAUAUCCUCCAACAAUAUGAUUUAGCCUCGUCUCAGUGUACACCCGACACCUCCACCUCACAUGUUUCUCGAGGGCGUGGUUUUCGACCACCACGUGCACGCCCUCCACCACUUACUCCUCCUCUACGCCCUCCAGCACUUACUUCUCCACG
Spinacia oleracea (spinach) is the source of this 938-nucleotide messenger RNA. RefSeq names its product serine/threonine-protein phosphatase 7 long form homolog. Gene Ontology annotation, biological process: meristem development; meristem maintenance. Bases 203 to 745 code for a protein of 180 amino acids. The transcript has 2 exons. Gene Ontology annotation, molecular function: actin binding. NCBI's taxonomy places the organism in Eukaryota, Viridiplantae, Streptophyta, Magnoliopsida, Caryophyllales, Amaranthaceae. The record is from RefSeq and is a predicted model, not a curated record.